Molecule: messenger RNA, 6226 nt
Organism: Prinia subflava (tawny-flanked prinia)
Lineage: Eukaryota; Metazoa; Chordata; Aves; Passeriformes; Cisticolidae
Exons: 6
Coding region: 2089-2811 (240 amino acids)
Source: RefSeq, a predicted model, not a curated record
GACAGAAACAGCACCCAAUGGAGAAAUCAGUACGGGGCGCGUCAUCCCCGCGAUGGGCGCUAAGUGAGGCGCUCCGGGCUCCAGGGGUGUGCCCGGAUCGGGGUCCAGGGGCGGCCGCCUCUUGACGGCGCUUCGCCUCAGGAGCCCGGGACACUGCCGGUGUCUGCAGCGCCUCUUGCUGCUGUCACCAGGUGCUCGGACCCUGGCUUCUCCGUGCCCAGCUCCGUAAGGGCUCAGGGGGCUCAGAUCAAUGGCCCGAGCCCCGUCAGCCCCGCAGUGCUGUGAGGUUCGGGCCGAGGGCAGGAUCGCUUUUGGCAGAGCACCACGCCGCCCAAGGAAAAGCCUCUGUAAAGCCACCACGGGCCGGCUGAAAACAGCACUUCUCACAUCUCAUCCUCCCCAGCAUCGCACGGGAGGCUUCUCGCCGGCUCCCAGCAGUUGGGAGAGGAAGACCUUGGUGGCACGUUCUGUAUUUCCCUCCUCAGUUCAAGGGAGUGGAGACCUCCUGAGGGACUCUGCAGCCUCCCUGUUGCUGUGGACAUUGUGUGGUGCCUGGUGUAGCUGCUGCUUACACGGGGCACCCUGUUAGUAGCAGCAUUGUCAUUUCCUGCUCUCUUUUCUCCUUGGCAGAGAGCACCAUGGAAUGUGGCUGGGGAGCUGGAAGGGGCUCUGAUAGCAGAGCAGUUCUGUGGAGUCAGCAGAAGGCAAGACAUUAACCUUUAGUUCCACCAGCACCAUAGCUGGGAACACAGGGAAGGCACUUCCUGCUGGAGAGGGUCUUGGUUUCAUCAGUGCCAGGAAACGUGAGAACCAGAAUAGAAAUGAAAAGGAAGGAAGCAAACAAGUACACAUCAUUAUGCAGUUGUGAAAUGAGAGAAGAUGAAGAUUCGAAUGCAGAGAGGAACUGAACAUCAGAAGGAACAUGAGAAGAGAUGAAGAGGUCCAGAGGGGAGAUCAAGAGGGAUACAGAACCUCUCACUUGUCAUUCUUGUGGAUCUUGUACCCUCUUACCAGCAAAUAUCAUGCUGGUGUUGCUGUUUCCUCAUGUGGUUGGUUUGCAGAUGAGACCUCAGCUUCAGCCAGGAAGUUCCACUGGCAGGUGGAGCAGAGCUCCAGUGAGCACCCUUUUCUUCUGGAGACACGUCUGGCUGGGCUGUGUGUGCCCAGCGUGGUGUGGAGGGUGGUUACUAUGGGUGCUGAUAGAAACUAAAGGGGAGGAAAUGGCGGAUGGGAGGAGGCUUUGCUCUGAGCAUGAAGAGGAAGAGGGGAAGCAGUUGGGAGCAGCAGAGAUUGCACCCACAGAGGCUGGGGAGACAGAGGGGCCUUCGCCUGCUGAUUGCUGGGCACGUUCCUUUGGUGGCAGGGGUGACACAAGCUGUAUCUGGCCUGGUGGAUGUUCAUGUCCUAGUGUCCCUCAUGCCAGAGGUGGCAGGGGAAUACAGGGGCUGGGCAGGAGCUGGGAUCUGGGUACUCAUGGCCAGAGUGGGGCAAGGCUCUGCAGGGCAGUGUACGUCCCACAACCAGAACACUCUGAUCGAGCCCAUCCCCAUGUCAAACCACAAGUCCCCGGGGGCUGGCAGGGUGUGUGUGUCCCCACCUGGGCUCAGCAAGCACACCCCGUCACCAGAUGGGUGUGGACAUCACCCCAUCCCCCCACCAUGACGGCAGCACCGCUUCCUCCAAGCGGUCCAUUCCCUGGUAAAACAAAACAGACUUGAGUGGUGUGGGGAGGUGGUGGUGCUGUAGGAAACUAGGAAAGUGGCAGGGACCUGCUGGGCCAGGCCCUAGAGUGGUGGGAAAUGGCCAUGAGCAGCUCCUGGGGGCAUUACUCGGGUCUCAGGGCUGAGAGUAUGUGGUCAGGAUGAAACCGGAGGAGGAAUCAGAGAAGAGAGGAGAUAAGAAUUGGGCUGAGGCAAGAGAAGGGGAAGAGAGGGGAAACCUGUGAGCACAGAAGGAACUGCCUGGCCCAGUGGCAAAGGGGUGAGGUCUCAGCAAGGCUUCAGCUCCUCUCGGCUGAGCAGUGACCCUGCACUGCAGGGAGACAGGAAGACUCCUGGCUGAUCCCACCAGGCACCCAGCGUGGUCACCAUGAGGCUGUUGGGAAGCAUGGAGCUCUGGCUGGUCAACACCUUUCUGCUCCUGCUGCUCCUCACCUGGCCAGUUGGAACAGACAGUCACCAGGCAAAGGAAAUCACCUCUGUGCAGUUCAAUAUUAGUUUGGAGAACCUCACGGUGCAACUGAAGUGGUCCAAGCCUGAAUGUGUGUCGGGGAAGAAUCGAACCAACACUGUGGUUCUGGGAGAAAACCCUAUGAAUUUCACCAGCUCAAGCCUGUGUGCAUUCCGCAAAGGAAACUGUGAGUGUACGGUCGUCAUCACAAGACCCAACUCGACGGACACUGGAAACAGCACACAAGCAGCAGAUCCCAGUUGUGGCUCUGCAGGACCUCAGACUGAUGUCACAGGAAAGAUGUGGACAGGACUCAACCUCCUCCUGUGCAUCUUCCUUGGCUUAGCGGUUGGGACGCUCCUUUACAUGCCUGUAAUUGGAUUCCUGCUGUGGUGGUGUAGAAGAAACAAAACAGGAGAGCUCAUGAACGGGGAAGUGGCAGAGGGGAAUCAGGCAGCCCUGGUGACAGACACUGAGGACCUGACCUAUGCCAACCUGAAUUUUGAGAAGAAGGAGACAGGAUCUGCCUCUUCCAAUGUCAUUUACACCGAGAUCAAGCCAUCGCAACAGAAGCAGAGUGGUGGGGAUGGCAGUGCUGCCAGCACAGAGGUGGAUGUCUCCCCCAAGGAAGAGGGCAAGUGAGGGAGGUGAGCAGCUUGUUGUCCCCCUGUUGGGGUCAUCCUCCUCAAAAACUAGGAGUUAGCUCAUACAGCAGUGCAGUCUCAGUGACCAAAGACACCUACUACCCCGAGUGGCUGCAGAACCCUGCUUUACGUUCCUCUGGAAGAGGCCGUGUCUCGUGGUGAGGACAGGACUCUUGAGGCUGUUUUCCUCUUGCCUUCUGCAGCUCCAAGCACUGCCAAGCCUCAGCAACUCUUUUCCCUGUCUCCAGUCACUGAUAGGCUGCUCUAGCUACUUGCUCGAUGUUCAGGAAUGACAGUGUACACUGUGUGGCCAGCAUGGUGUUCAGGAAGAGGCUGGUCCUGGAUGGGCUGGGUGGCACGGCCAUGAGGUGCCCUGGAGUGAUUUUCUGGAUUUUCUCUGGAGCAGACACCUGCUGUGGUGUGGGUUGCCCUUGCUCUUGUUCACUCACUUGAAGCACAAGGGGCAAGGAUGGAAAAGCAUUGCUUGCUUCACAGAGGUGCUGCUGCAGUGAUGCACAUGGAUCUGCUUUGUAAUGGGAGUGGCUAGCUGUUUUUGCUGGUUUGGAGGUGAAUACCCUUCUUGUGGGUACAGCACUGUCUUUUGUGCCCUCUUUUAUUGAUAAUGCUGUGUUUAUUGUGAGUUUUUCAGUAAAAUUGUGAUUCCCACUUGUGGUCUUGCCUGGUGUUUCCUCUGCUGGUUGAAGAGGAUGGGGGAAGAGAAGCAGCUUUAGUUUUCCCACAGUGUUUGAAACCAGCACAUAACUCUAAUGAUUUAGUGUUACAGCCACAACAGAUACUGAGGUUCAAAGAUGACCCCAAAAAGAUAGUCCAGAUCUUCUGGGUUAUUCUCAGAGCCUAUGAUCCAACUUGGACAGAUGUCCAAUCAUUAAACAAACACCAACCAACCAAGUGGUGUUUGCCUGACACAAGUGUAUAAAAUCCAGGAGUACAACCAAAGAAGGGGAAGAAGCUGCUGGGGGAGGACCGUGGCCAAUGGCUGACCCAGAGUGGGAUCAUAGAACAGAAGCAGAGAGGAACACCUUGAGAUGGUGUCAAGAUGGACUUUGAGAAUCCUGGGAGCGAGUAGAAUGAAAAACAAAUUGGAGUAAAGUGAGAGAAUGUCAGUAAGGGCUGACAGGGCACCCACUGGAUUUUUGAGUUAACUUAGCUAAACAAAUGAGAGUGUAUGGAGGGGACAACCUUGAAAGUUGAUCAUUAAAAUUGAUUUAGAAUGAUUGUAGACAGAAAGGAUAAGGAGGACCCUCCCACUUGUAAGUCUGAGUGGACCUUCCUGCUUUUCAAACUUUUCUGGCACCACAGUGCAGCCCAGUCCAAUCUUAAUCUCAGUCUUGGACAAUGCUUUAUGCCUAAUGAAUUAUUAAUACAAAGUUUAUUAUUAUUUGGAGUAACUACAUGGAUUAGUAAUGUUUCAUAGUAUAUACUCAGGAAGCUCUCAGUGACUUACUUGAGGAUCUGUCAUAGGUGGAUUCUGGGGAUAUCUAUCAUAUCUACCUUGGAUAAGGAAGAGUUCUUUUCAUCUCAGGUCGAGAAGCCUCCCAGCUCAAGAGGGAGUCACUGGCAUGCAGUCCAGCUGUAAUUCAGGGGCAGCUCUAAUUGGGCUUUUCCUGGUAAUGACAGUGAUAGAGUGAAGUAGUGGCCUGCUGGUCAGUAGGACAGACAAGACAGAUUUCAGUUUAGUACUGAUAUCCUGUCUGGUGAGAAGUGUAUCUGUCAUGGGCCAGGUUCUCACACCCACCCUCUCAGCUUCUCUGCCAGGCAUGACAUCAGCAGCACCUGCACGACCAAGUUCCAUUCAAUACCCCAUCAACAUUCCCACAACCAGUGACAUAAACACCUGCACAAGCCUGGCAGUGAUGGGGUAACUGCUGGACUCAAACAUCAUUUUUCUGACCUAAAAGGAUCCCAUCAUUCUCAACAGCCAGGCUGGGUGGCCCUUGGGCUGGACUAGCACAGCCCUUCUCUUGUGUCUGUAAGAUGAAAUGACUUAGGUUGUUAUUUUAAGGAGAAAAGGAUUUUAAAAAACCUUCAGCUAAGAGGGAUAGACUGCUCAUAAAUUCAAGAAGAGCUGAGCCAGACACCUGAGACUUGUACUAACAGCCUUGGCAGCUGCUUAUUAUUUGAGGGAAGGGGAGGAGUUUCAGAGGAGCCAAGUGUAGCUGCAGAAUUCUUCAGAAUCCCACUAGUCAAAAUAGAAACCCAUGAGGAAAGCCACAAAGGACAUGAGCAGAAUGACAUGCUCACUAAAUUGCAAAGAGGCAAAAUUGGAAAGCUGUGGUACAAGUCAAAUUAAGACUACCAAGGGCUGCCAGAGGCUCUGCAUUUACUUAACUGCCUUAAAAAGAAGUGGAGGGAAAACCAUGGCUCAUUGUUUCACCAGGGAAGAGUUAUUGAUCAGUGGAAUGGAGAAAGCUGGGACAUUCUUGGUGCUGCAUUUGCAUCCUCCUUUAUCCUCAAGGUCAGUGGGGAAUCAGAUCUGGAAUAGCAUUUUUAACAGAGAACCAGGCAAGAAAUCAUGAAGCAGCCUUGGAGCAGUAACACCAGUGAGCAAGAGGCAGGGAAAGGCAGCAGGGCUGCUGGAGGAACUAGCUGAGGCAACUUCUCCAGUGCAGGCAAGAAGGGUGGGGGCAAUCUUUGCUCAUUGGCUAUUUUUAAAAAGGUGAAGCAGCUGCUAUGGCCAGAGCUGAGCCUCCAAACUUCACUUCUCAGAAAGAUGCUAUCACAAGCAGUUAAGCAAGUGUGUGAAGAUGAAGCAAUAAUAAACACAGUGCCUUCCUUGCCCCAAACUCCUCCACAUGUAGAGGGCCCCUUGUCCCUGUGUGCACCCAAGGCAGGUGGGUGAAACACCCACAAAGGGUUUUCCUGCCAGGAGCAGAGUGUGUCCUUGCUGCACACCAAGCUCUGCUGGCCAUAGGAAAGAAGGCUGACUCAUGCAGAGAAACAAAAGUAAAAGUGCUGCUUCUCCCAGUUUGGGCAAGAGGAAAGCGGAGUUCAGGGAAAAGGCUGCCUCUAUCAGGGAUUUCAUGAAGAGAUCUGAUUUUCUGCUACCAGUGAGGCUGAUAAAAGGCAAUAAAACCCCCAAAGGUCAGAAUUGUGCAGAGGCUUUUGCCCAUUUCCUUACACCACGAGCUAGGAGCAACAAGUUGGUUGAACAGGUGGUUUAUCACACAAAUCCUGUCCCCUUGACAGCUGUUCUUGCUGGUGACAGAGGCAGGGACUGGGGAGGUGUGGAAGAAGGGUCUGGGAAAGCCGUGCUCUGGAAGGAAGGGGCUUCAAUCCCACAGUGACAGCUUGGGGCAGUGUAACUGUGAUUCCCAGAGCAGUACCUGAGCAGAAAGGAGUUUUCUCAAGUUUUCCUUAACAUCUGUUGUUUCCAGAUGUUAAGAAAACCCCAU